AUGUGGCUAAUAUUUUUUUUUGCCAUUUCUACAAUCUUUGCUAAUAAAGUAAUUUGGAAUGGUGAUAAUUAUGAUUUUGAUGUUACUACAAGUGCAAAAUUAAUUCCUGGAGAAAAUGUAAUAGGAUCAGGAAGUGUAAAUAAAAAAAAUUCAAAAUUAACACAAGUUAUCGAUAUAUUUCCACAUAUGACAAUGAAAAAUGUUAGAAUAUUAAAUUUAAACAUUAAUAAAUAUGAAUCUGGUAAUGCAGGUUUUAAAAUAACUAUUGAUAAAAAUCAUAAAAACAAUCAAAUGUUUGGCCAAGGACAUGAAACAAAUAAUUAUUUUAUAGCAUUAUCAUUUUCAACAUGUCAACUUUUGCAUUGUGAAGGUGGUAUAUAUUUACUUCAUAAGAAACCAGAUACUAAUUUUAUAGCAAAAAAUAUAACGAAUUUUUAUGGAGCAUUUUACUUGAAAUUUAUAUCUAAUGAUAUGUUUUUUUUGUUGGAUGAAUUUAAUAUUUAUGAUAAUGAGUUUCCUUUAAUUACUUGUCCUUAUAUUAAAUGGACAAGUUUAUAUAGUGGUACAAAAUUUGUCCCAUUAGAAAAUAGUGGUAUUAUAUUUAAAAAAUUUCAAGAACGACAAAUUCUUGUACCAGGCUAUCAAAGAAAUAAAUAUUCUGAUAUAUUUAUUUGUGGAUAUCUUAUAUAUAUAGAUAAUUCUAAGUUAACUAUUGGUCAUAAAAUAACUUAUCACCAACAAAGUGAUUUAAAAAUAAAAACUUUUGACAAUCCUAAGGAUAUAUGGAUAUGUAAUUCUAAUGAUUCUCCAUCAAAAUACUUUCAUUUUGCAUUUUCUAAAAAUAUAAAAGGAAAUAAUAAAAUGAGAUAUAUAAAAUAUGAUUUGUUAAAAGAAAAUAAUUUGUAUUAUGAUGAUGUAAUUUAUUUGUAUGAUAAAAAUAAUGAAGUGAUAAAGGAAUUAAAAGAAUAUGGUGUAAUUGAUUUUAAAGGUAUGAAAAUAAUAAAACCAAAAUGUGCUAAUAAAUUAUCUCCAAGAAAAGGUAUUGUAAAAAUUGUUAAUGAAAAUAAAAUAAAAGUUUCAAAUACAAACAAUGAUAUAGAAAUUAUGUAUGUUAAUGAAGAUAUGUUAAAUAAUAUUACUUCAUAUAAAUGUAAAAUUAUUAUUGAUGGAGUAAAAGAAAAUCCUUAUUUAUCAAACUUUUAUGAACAUGAAACUGAAUUAUUAUUAGUUAGUAAAGAUAUUUUUGAAAAUAAAAUUAUUCAUAAAAAUAUUGUAUUUAAAAAUAAUUUUAAUGGUUUUGAAAAGUAUAGUUGUGAUAUAAAUGUUAAAAAUAAAUUUUUUAAUGAUAUAAGUUAUAUCAAAAAUUUAACAUUUGUAACUAUUCCAAUAAAUUCAUCAGUAUCUAUGAAAACGGAAUUUUGGAAUACAAAAGAUGAUAUUCUUAUACAAUGUCCAAUAAAAAUAACAACAAUUGGAACUUUUUAUAGUAUGAUUGUUAUAGUAUCAGAGAAUUUAUUAUAUAAAAAAACACUUAAUGAUAAUUCAAAAAUGUUUUAUAAUGAGGAUAAUUUUAUAAGAUUUAGACAUUUGGAUUUACUUGUUAAAGAUAUAUCUUUUCAAAAUAUUACCACUAAAUGUAUAUAUGAAACUUUUAAAAAUAUGACAUUUUCAAUAACUAAAAAUGGUCAAAUUUUAAAAAAUGAAUUUUAUGGAUUAGGCUAUUUAUCAAUGAAUAUGUUAUUAGUAGUAAUUAUACUAGGACUUGUUCUCUUAAUUUUUAUUAUUUUUAUAUUUGUUUUAAUUAUUGUUAGAAUGAAAGAAAGUAAAAGAAAAAAUAGAAAAAAUGGAAAAAAAUUAAAAAACGAUUCAUUUUCCUUAUCAUCACAAUCACAAUCUUCGUUUAAAUCUUAUACUUCAAACAAUAAAACAGUUACAAAAAAUUCUUCUUUGAGUAAAAGUAAAAGUAAAAAUAAAUGUAAAUAA
Strongyloides ratti is the source of this 1983-nucleotide messenger RNA. RefSeq lists its product as hypothetical. The record is from RefSeq and is a predicted model, not a curated record. The transcript has a single exon. The coding region runs from base 1 to 1983 and encodes 660 amino acids. NCBI's taxonomy places the organism in Eukaryota, Metazoa, Nematoda, Chromadorea, Rhabditida, Strongyloididae.